Messenger RNA from Penicillium bovifimosum, 2589 nucleotides. RefSeq names its product F-box protein. The transcript has 2 exons. Bases 1 to 2589 code for a protein of 862 amino acids. The record is from RefSeq and is a predicted model, not a curated record. NCBI's taxonomy places the organism in Eukaryota, Fungi, Ascomycota, Eurotiomycetes, Eurotiales, Aspergillaceae. Gene Ontology annotation, molecular function: protein binding.
AUGGAUUUGAUUCCGCCCUCUUACGAGUCGGCAACGGACAGAGAUGCUUGGACAAUCAUUGCUCGAUAUAUCCCUUCAAGCGACCUAUGCGCUGCAUCUUUGGUCUGCCACCGAUGGCAUGGUUUAUUCAUGCCCUUCCUCUGGGGUGAUCCAGCAUCUCACUUUGGCACCGAGAAUGACGCAGUCUACGUGGCUCUUACUCGGUUUCGAAGGACCCUCAAAUAUGCCCGCCGGGAGGUACGGGCACUGACCCAUACCCUUCAUCUUCCACCUGCCCUUUCAGAGAUAUAUGAUGGUCCGCGACCGGGCUGGUUGAGGGACAUCUUAGAAUACCUGCCAUGCUUACAGUGUCUGAUGGUUUCAAAGCUGCCUUUCUUUGACCACAAUGCCAUGACAGCACUGAAAGCCCCUCAAAGCUCCACUAAGUAUAAUAUACGGCUUCUGUUAGCGAAACAUGAGCCGAAUACUACUUCUGCGAGCCUCGCGGAGACUCUCCUUCUAUUUCCAGCGUUGACAUACUUGGAUCUCUCGUAUACCACCCCAGCACGAGACCACAGUGUGCUGUAUGCCAUGGCUCGAAUGCCAUUUCUUCGGGUACUGAAAUUGCGCGGCAUCGGGUUAAAGGACAGUGAUGCUGAAUAUCUGGCCAAUGCAAUCGGACGACGAGUCCGCUUUUUGGAUCUAAGAGAUAACAGGCUUACUGACAUGGCAGUUCGGUCCCUGCUACAGGCCUCCUUUUCUCCGUUCGACGAAAGGGAACAGCACCGGAGUCCAAGGCAGGUCACCGCCUCACUGGACCCAUUCUCCCAUUUUGCAAUCCAUGAGUCUGGCUCAGACUUCUUCAGACGACCAGACCUGGAUGAGCAAUUUGCAAAGCUUCUCGCUCAGCCUGUUCUGUAUCACCCUUGGGUCGAAGACUUGCCGAACACAGGAAUCACCCAUCUUUACAUAGCUGGCAACCAAAUAUCCGUGGAAGCUGUGGCAAGUCUUUUAGUCUCUUCCCGCCUACACGCUCUCGAUUUCGGGACUCUAAGCAUCCCAGACAAGGCACACCAAACGCAUCAUUAUGGGAAGGAAAGGUACCCUGGGGCUGAGAAGUUUGUUCCCUUGUUGAGUAAGAUUGCGAGCGACAACCUGAUCUACCUCCGGGCACAUCAUGCUGUUCUCACUGGCCGACCACCUGCACCAGCAAAAGAUACCGCAUUCGCGAAUGAGUUUCUUUCAGAACUUUCAGCGCAAGGAGGCCACCGCAGAGCCCAGCAAUUCGAGCUAGACGCCUCUCGACAGGUUCAUGAGCUGCCCGAAGACACGCGGGCUAUAUUUGAACUAGCAGAUACGUCGAUGGCCAACUCAAUCAGUGUAACUUCAGCGAAAAAGGCACCACAUGGUUCCCACGCUUCGAAAAGCCGCGAAGAUGAGCCUCCACCGUCCGCCAUGCACGGGUCGGCCUUUGCUCCAGAAACUGUGCAACCAGUGCAUGUACCCAGCAGCGCCAAUGGAAGUCAUGCCUUUGGUGAUCCUAUGACAGAGCGAUGGAACACGGAGGCCAAGGGGGGCACAUCGCCGUUUAGUUCAGUGUCUCCAGACGGCGACACGCUGGCAGCGGAGUUUUCUCUGCAAGCCUUACAAUGUAACUCUCCAAGCUCAUUGAACGAUCCCCGCGCGCAAAAAAUACAGGAACUGCUGGCAAAAAGACCCCAUGGGCAAUCAUUUUUACCGCGAGGAGCAAAAGAAAGCGCCUAUCUGCACCCAUCACACAUCCCUCACAUGGAAACAUUGGUGCUGACGGAUGUGCCCUCGCAUGUGGCGCCCAACUCGACGAUCCUCUCUGCUAUCGCCCGUUUCAUUACUGCCUGCUCCAAUGAAGCGUUGCUUGCAACUUUGCAAGCGGGUUCAGACUAUUCUCUCCCACCGGGGCAAGCGCGCAUACAAGCCGAGCAGCAGCGGUCACAGUCUCUCUUUGGCUUGCGACGUUUAGUCCUAGAGAUCACACCGAUUGGUACCUCAAAACUGACAUCCUGGAAGCCCGGAAAACAAUACAAUGCAACGGGCCAAUCAAGCACGGGCGAUCGCGACUCGGAGAACCUCUGGUCUGCAGCUGUUAAUGACUUCAGCUUCUUCGGCGAAGAAGAGUGCGGCGUCCCCGAGAAUGAACCUAGCAAAUACUUUCCCAUGGCAGUGCUCGACCAGAAAGUUUCGCUUGUGCCCUCGGAAGAUGGGUCGAUGCAUUCAUCCGAUCCUCCUCAGCUCGGGCAUCCCUUCUCACAACCCACCAACGCGGCUAGUUUGCGGGGGUCAGGUGGCAACGACAAGCAGCAGACAAUUGACCUUGUUGCAGAGCUUGCGGCCUUUCGUCGCGGGAAGAAGGCUGAGUAUGAGCAAGUAGUCCGUCGUGAAAGAGGACGGCGGAGCACGAUUGGCACGGGUGCUUCCGGCCUGGCAUCAUUGCCCCAUAUUCAUUUGUCCCAUUAUGUCGAGGGCCAUUGGAAGGGAGAAGUGAAGAUCGUGCGGAACCCAGUGCCAAAUGUGCGGAGCGGGAUAGUAGACAUGUAUGGGAACUAUUUCGAGAAGGGCUACUUAUACCCAUGA